Molecule: messenger RNA, 1626 nt
Organism: Colletotrichum graminicola M1.001
Lineage: Eukaryota; Fungi; Ascomycota; Sordariomycetes; Glomerellales; Glomerellaceae
Product: ceramide glucosyltransferase
Exons: 2
Coding region: 1-1626 (541 amino acids)
Biological process (GO): glucosylceramide biosynthetic process
Cellular component (GO): membrane
Molecular function (GO): ceramide glucosyltransferase activity
Source: RefSeq, a predicted model, not a curated record
AUGGCAGACUGGUCCUCAGCGGUGCAAGCCAUUGCUUUUGUCUGCGCUGGCUGGAGCACUUUCGUUUACAUCGUCCAAUCCAUCGGUAUUAUUAGAAUCAUCUUCUCGUACUCUUCGCGUCUAAAGCCAGCCGUCUCCCCUUCGCUCAAGAAGCAAGAUGUGCCGCACAUCACCAUCAUCCGUCCUGUAAAAGGCCUCGAGUAUGGCCUCUACGACUGCAUCGCAUCUUCGUUCCGACAAGACUACCCGCGCGACAAGCUGACGAUCCGCCUAUGCGUGGCCGACAAGAGCGACCCGGCGUACCCCGUCUUGGUGCAGCUGGUCAAAGACUUCCCAGGCUUCGAUGCGCGAGUGCUAGUUGAGGAGGAGGACCCCCUGCUUCACGGUAGCGGUGGCCACGUCGACAAUCUCGGACCCAACCCGAAGAUCAGGAACAUCAGUCGCGCAUACCGGGAAGCCAAAGGCGAUAUAAUCUGGGUUAUGGACUGCAAUGUCUGGGUUGCCAAGGGUGUCGCCGGGCGCAUGGUGGACAAGCUUUUGGGAUACGGGCCCGGUGGAAGCCGAGUCAAGCCCUACAAGUUUGUUCAUCUCCUUCCGAUUGUUGUUGACACGGUGUCUCCCCGAAGCAUCUCGACGGAAGCACAGGCGCUAUUGUCUUCGGAGGGAAGCUCCGCGCAAAUCAGGAGCCCAGGUCACAGCUGCUCUCUGCUCGACUACGUCAAGAAGCAAGGCGGCGGUCGCCUCGACGAGAUGUUCAUGGCCACGAGCCACGCCAAGUUCUACAGCGCCAUCAACACCGUGGGCGUUGCUCCUUGUGCCGUCGGCAAGAGCAACAUGUUCCGCAAAUCUCACCUGGACACUGUGACAGACCCGUCACAAAACCCCAUCUUGCCCUCCGGCAAGAAUUUGCCGAGGGGAAUCGACUACUUCUCCGAAUACAUCUGCGAGGACCAUCUGAUCGGAGAUUUGCUGUGGCGGUCCAAAUUGCCCGGCAUGAAGAACCACGGCCUUGUCAUGGGUGACCUCGCCGUUCAGCCAAUGGCCGGCAUGUCUGUGCUCGCAUAUUUUGGGCGUCGCGCCCGCUGGCUUCGUGCACGCAAGUGGACGGUUCUUGCCGCCACUCUGGUCGAGCCCGGUGUCGAGUCACUGUUGUGCUGCGCCUACUUUGCUUUCGCUGUCACCACCCUUCCCUGGUUUCACGAUUUCUUUGGUACUGCACAGACGUGGAGUGCCACGGGCCUGUACUGGCUGGCAUUUGUGACCAUCUGGAUGGUGUGCGACUGGUUUACCUACAACCGUCUCCACGCCGGCCAUACCAUGGAAGUCGACGAGAAUACCCCCAAAUUUGCCAGAGGCACCGCGACGCCUGGUGGGGCUCCUCUGAGGUCGUUCUUGGAGUGGCUGCCCGCCUGGUUCGGCAGAGAGUUUCUUGCCAUGCCCAUCUGGACCUGGGCCGUGUUCUGUGGUUCGACUGUGAACUGGAGAGGCCGGACGUUCAACGUUCGCUCGGACAUGAGUGUCGUGGAAAUUGGGUCGCAAUCCUCAAAGACCUCGCAUGGUACCUUGAAUGGCUCCGCCAACGUAGAAGGUGGUCUACGAUCGAGAAGCAAAGACCGCAUGGACUAA